AUGAACUACCCUUUGCAUCAGGGCUCCUGGGGCCCAAUGCAGCAACAAAACACAUAUUCGCGCCAGGACCAUAUUCAAGCACCACAAGCAGUUCCCAUGAGGUCACGCUACGAUGGAUACAUUCUCCGAGUGAUACAAAACCCCAAACAUGGCAGGGUUGGCAUUGGCAAGGAAAAAGAUAGAAAACCUCUUGACCCUCCGCCGUUUGUACAGCUUGAUGUACUGGAUCGUCCUGACCAUACGAUGCAUUUGCAAAGUCCAUACCUCCUAGUCUAUGCCUACCUCGAGCCAGCUUCGAGUACCGCAAUUUCGGCCGAGGAAAGGAAGAAGGUCGGAUCACACCUUAUGGGAACUACUGCCUCGUCUCUACACCGUCUGAAAGACAUGAAGAACUUGGAUGUUGCUGCCUUCGUUUUCCCCGACCUGACUGUGAAAGCAGAGGGCCAAUACGUCAUUAGAUUCGUCCUGAUGAACCUGGAGGAAGAUGCGGGAAUCUCAGGAGAAUGGGUCACAAUCUGCGAAACCGUAUCCGAACCGUUUACAGUACACAGCGCGCGAACUUUCCCCGGCAUGGCCGAGUCAACGCCUUUGACCAGAAUGUUUGCCGACCAGGGGGUCAGAGUUAGACUGCGCAAAGACUCCCGGCAGUUGACGACAAAGAAGCAGAAUAACAAUCUCGCGGAAAAAAUCGGAACAAAACGAGGCCGGAACGUCCAUGACCAUGCAGAGAUGGAGCCUCAUCGCGGUUCGGUGGCCAGCCCGGACAGGUCCUACUUCGACACCCAACAGCAAUAUGGCGAUGUACAAGAUGGGAAGAGACAACGCACCGCUUCUGGAGCCAACAAUGCCUACCAGAUGCGGCCUAGCAUAUCUACCGCGAUGCCAUACUCAACAUACCCAGGGCUGACGUCAACGCCAGCUCAUCAUGCUUCGUUCAUGACUGCUCCUCAGUCCCAGCAAGCUCUUUACGCACCGAGCUACCCGCGCGAGUUCAGUGCUGGCAUUGGUAUGGGACUUCCACGCGGUGGAUCUACGCGGCUCGACACUCAGGUUGCACCAUAUCAAGGUGACAUGUUUGCCUCUCCAUCCGGCCACCAUUCGCCUGGGAACCCAUAUGCAUACGGAAACACGACAGCAGACGCAUCCCCAUCUCUGCAACAUACCCCGUCACAUUCCCAUGUUUCCUACUUUCAAGGCGACCAACAGCUUCCAGCGUUGAACCAAGCUCUCAAUUCGGGAGCAACACACGUCAACACCUCUCCUCAAGCACAUUCGCAAUCUAUCCAUACCCCAGUAUCAAGUACGGGGUCCCCCAUCGAGCAAGUCUAUACCCAUGCAGCGUCACAGUAUCCAGGUGGGUACGUGACGCAGGCAAAUGGGUCGUAUGAUCACGGAACGCUACGAGCCAAUGGAAUUAGCACUCCCGUGACAGGCGAUAUGCCCUCCGACUCAAUGCAGGGCCAGUUUGUACCAAGCCACCUGAUCGCUGUUGACAGCGUAGGUUUUCCUAAAGCUAAUCCGGGGGCUUAA
Neoarthrinium moseri is the source of this 1530-nucleotide messenger RNA. RefSeq lists its product as uncharacterized. The transcript has 4 exons. NCBI's taxonomy places the organism in Eukaryota, Fungi, Ascomycota, Sordariomycetes, Amphisphaeriales, Apiosporaceae. Bases 1 to 1530 code for a protein of 509 amino acids. The record is from RefSeq and is a predicted model, not a curated record.